This is a messenger RNA of Australozyma saopauloensis, 2334 nucleotides long. Its product is annotated as ubiquitin ligase complex subunit. The record is from RefSeq and is a predicted model, not a curated record. The transcript has a single exon. Gene Ontology annotation, cellular component: endoplasmic reticulum membrane. Gene Ontology annotation, biological process: ERAD pathway. The coding region runs from base 1 to 2334 and encodes 777 amino acids. NCBI's taxonomy places the organism in Eukaryota, Fungi, Ascomycota, Pichiomycetes, Serinales, Metschnikowiaceae. Gene Ontology annotation, molecular function: protein binding.
AUGAGACUACUCCGUCAAAUUACAAGUCUCAAUGUGUUGGCAUUAUGCUUGGCACUAAACUCAACAGCCCUAUUUAAUGCUGCCAUUGAUUCUCUCCGACACCUCCCGCACAAGUAUCAUGCUCUUACCCCAAUUUACACAUCAGAGAACAUAGACGAAGGUAUUUGGAUACCCGAGUACGAUCUACACACACAAAACUAUAAAACAAAUCAUGUAUAUAAACCGAUUCCUGAAGCUUCAGCUGGGAUUUCCUUGCUCGAACAGGCGGUUGAAGCUGGAUCUUCAGACGCUGCCGCUGCAUUAGGCGACAUUUACACCUUUGGCAAUUUCCUGGUGCCCACGAACUACACCAAAGCACUACUGUACUACCACAAAGCGAUUGCUACGAAAGCAAAUGGUCAUGCGUACUUCAUGUUGGGUUACAUGUACUCAACGGGGAUGUUUGGCGAAAUUCCGCAAAACAAACAGAAAGCAGCCGUGUAUUAUGAAUUUGCUGCGAAGAACGAUGACCUCAAUGCCAUUCUAGUCCUUGCAAAUAAUUUCUAUCAUGGAAUUGGCCGCGCAGCUGACUGUGGCGUGUCAAAGUUCUACUAUGCCACAGCUGCUCGCAAGACAAUGUCAGUCCUUUCACAGCUUGCGCCCGAAACAAUAAACGAGUUUCUUACAUACAACAUUGCUUUACCUGACUACAAUGGAGGUAUUUAUGGAAGAAGAGUGAGCGAGUCGCCAUCAUCGACAACCAAUAAGGUGAGCAAUUUUUUGGCUUUAAGAGAGUCAAUACGGGACCUGAAUUUUGAAUCACAGGAUUCCAACCUUAUAGACUACUAUUUCAAUGCCUAUGAAAACUAUCAUGGUGGCCAUUUCAAGGAUAGGAAUUACACGGAAGCAUAUGUCAAUUCGAUCAUGUGCGUCGUGCAAGGUGAUGAAAAAUUCGGUGGUGCCUAUUUUGAACUUGCAACCGAUAUUGACAAAUACUUUUUAAGCAAAUGUCACGGCUUAUUGAGCAAAUUGUAUCUCAACGGUCACGGUGUGCAAAGAAAUUUGACCAGGGCUUAUGCCUGGCUCCGUAGCGCUCAAAAGAUUUAUAAUGAGCCAGAAACUCUAUUGACAUUUGCUCAAUUCCACAACCUUGAUCCUAGCUACACGGGAGGAUUCACAGAUAAGGGCUUGCGAUAUUUGCGAGAUGCGGCAUCGAACAAUAGUGCUCGAGCUGCUUUCAUUCUUUCUAAAUCAGGAAUUGCCCCAAAGCACCCUUUGCAAACUACUUACACCAAGAGCAACUAUGAUCUAGUUAAGUUUGCCGCAAAGAAAGAUAUCCUCGAAGCACUCUUUUAUUUUGCGGAUGCGGUAGAAUCGGGAUUUGGGGCCUCUGUUGGCGACAAAUAUGAGUGCGAACAUGUGGUGGGCUUUUACAAGGAGUUUGUUGAAAGAUCAGAGAAGAUUGUGUUGCCUCAUAUUAAAUAUGCUUUCGAAGAAUUCCGAUAUGGAAAUUUCAAGAAUUCUUUGUUGGGUUUUCUGAUCGCAGCAGAGCAAGGCUUAAUUAAUUCUCAGAUUUCUGCGGCAUAUCUCCUACAACAAUUGGAACCACUUUUUCCUUUCAAAAAGAAAAUUCAGCAUGGAAGUCGAAUUCGGUCAGCCAUCGCAUACCUUGAGCUUGCAUCCGCUCAAGAUCACCUUGAUGCUACAGUCCUUCUCGGAGAUUUUUACUCAACCGGAUUUAAUUCAGCAAAUAUCUCGGCCGACUUUACUCAAGCUUUUGCAUAUUACAGUAAAGCAGCUCUGUCCGCCUCUAGCCAUGGGUGCUACAAACUAGGGUAUAUGUAUGAGUAUGGGCUUGGUUCGCCAAACAACACCAAAGAUUAUUUCAUGGCCAAAAGAUACUAUGACUUGUCACGAAAAUACACUAAGGACAGAGAUCUCUCUCAGCUUUCACAAAUCAAAGCCAGUACAUUUCCAGUUACCUUGGCUUUAUUGAGGCUCAGAUUCAAAAUGCUAUUCAACGGUAGUUCGAAUGAGAGAGAAUUGGAUUCCACUGGCUGGUUCAGUACUUUUGAAAAGCUCAGAAAAAGCAAGGAGGUUGAAAAACACGAAAACACUGCUCAAGCUAAGUCCGAAGCACACCUGGAGGGCGGGAAUUACGACGGUGAUGACGAGUAUGAAACUUUCGACUACAUUGUGCUAAUAUUCACUAUUGCAUUUUUCGUAUACAUGGCCCUUGAAAACGUUCGGGGACAUUUUAGAAGAAUGGAUCGGAGGCGUGAAGCACCUGGAAAUCAGAAUGUAAAUGCAGAGGCCAACAAUAGAUUUGGUGUUCAGUUUUUCUUUGCGAUUUGA